Aspergillus puulaauensis is the source of this 1716-nucleotide messenger RNA. RefSeq names its product rhomboid protease PCP1. The transcript is spliced from 5 exons. The record is from RefSeq and is a predicted model, not a curated record. Gene Ontology annotation, molecular function: serine-type endopeptidase activity. NCBI's taxonomy places the organism in Eukaryota, Fungi, Ascomycota, Eurotiomycetes, Eurotiales, Aspergillaceae. Bases 1 to 1716 code for a protein of 571 amino acids. Gene Ontology annotation, cellular component: membrane.
AUGAGCAAUGUCUUCUGCGUAGCAUGGCGCACUCCAUGCUUGGGGCUUCGCACUCCAAGCUUGCACCCGCCAAACCUGGCGCCAUGCCGCUCCCUUGGUCGACAAAUCUCUCCAACCUGGUGUCUAGAUAGCACCACGCGACGGCUCUUGAGCUCCGUGAGACCACCCACUGCGAUAUUCUCACGAGUGGCCACCCCCAAAGCAAAAUGUUUCCCUUCUCCAAACCGGGCUCUCCCGCGCACCUAUCAGAGCUCCGCCGCUCUAUCAUCGAACAGGCCGUCGCCCCCGCCAACUGAGCAAGGAGUCCAGCUCCGCGAUGAACCGUUUUCCAAAGCAGAGAUUGAACAGGUAUUUGGGACCCGAACCAAGAUAUCCCCGGCCAUGGGCAACCGCGUCCUCUCUGUGCUCCAAGCUAGACGCCUCGCUGGUACGCUCGAUCUCGAUUUCCCCGCCGACAUCAAACGCGUCACUCGCCCUGCUACACUUGAUAUGGGCUUAGAAUAUCUCCGGAAAAACUAUCCUCUUGACGAGGAUGCCGCUAUCAUCGCCCGAAUCGAAAGAGAAGAGCGCGAAACGGAAGAGAAACUCAUCCGGCGAGCGGAGGACAUGGGAUUAUAUAAACCUCAAAGUGGAUCAUAUGGGGCAGAGCUGGGCGAGAAAAACGACCCGUCAGGGAGGAGUGUCUUAGCGGAAAUCCGCAAACGAAAUGAGGAGAGACUCCUUGCGGAAGCGGAAAACAAACGGCAGGAAUGGCUCGAGGGCGAGGAGCAGGACCGUGAAAAGCUGAAGCAGCACCUGGCAAAGAACACUGCACUUCAGAAGUUUGAGGAUACAUCUGCAUUAGAGGUCAGGGGAAGGGCCGACCCUAGCCAGAGACCGCUUCUUGCAUGGAUACAAAAACAUCACCUCCGAGCGACGGAUACUGAUGCGGAUUUCAGUGCCUUGACGACGAGCACCCGUCUACUUCCAGCCCUUAUAUUCACUCUCCUUACUCUUGGACUAUGCUACGGUUUCGCUGUAACAUACGAAACCCCGACGAGGACGGAUCGUAUGUGGCCAAGUCUACCACCAGCGGCUGCGACAGUGGCAGCUAUCAUUGGUAUAAACGUGGGAGUUUUCGCACUAUGGCGAGCUUGGCCACCAGCAUGGAGGCUCCUUAAUCGCUAUUUCAUUAGUGUUCCUGCCUAUCCCCGUGUAUUCAGUCUCGUUGGGAAUGUCUUCAGCCACCAGACCAUCACUCACCUCGGCAUCAAUAUGUUUGUUCUCUGGAUUUUCGGCACUAGACUGCACGACGACAUUGGCCGAGGCAAUUUCCUUGCCCUCUACCUUGCAUCUGGUGUACUAGGCUCAUUCGCAUCGUUGACAACGCAUGUCCUGAAGAACUCACUUUUCAUCACUUCUCUCGGAGCCAGUGGAGCAAUUGCCGGCGUGGUUGCUGCAUCUGGCCUAAUCCAUUCAGAUGAAAAAUGGACAAUCGCAUUCCUACCUCGCGACUGGCAACAGCGCCUCUCCGCCCCAGCUUGGAUGUUCCUUGCUGGGCUAGUUACCUUUGACAUAGCCGGCGCCAUAAUGAACCGUCGUAUGCCUAAGCUUGACUAUUAUGCACACCUUGGCGGGUAUUUGACCGGUGCGAUUUUCGCGCUUAAUUGGAGAGAGAAGAUGCGUAAGGAUCGGGAGAGAAAUCGAGCUUGGCUGGAUAGGGUUAUCUCACGGUAG